Rana temporaria (common frog) is the source of this 1634-nucleotide messenger RNA. It is a transcript of the gene MYOZ1, whose product is annotated as myozenin 1. The coding region runs from base 250 to 1191 and encodes 313 amino acids. Gene Ontology annotation, molecular function: telethonin binding; FATZ binding; actin binding. NCBI's taxonomy places the organism in Eukaryota, Metazoa, Chordata, Amphibia, Anura, Ranidae. The record is from RefSeq and is a predicted model, not a curated record. The transcript is spliced from 6 exons. Gene Ontology annotation, cellular component: actin cytoskeleton; Z disc.
ACAUCCAAGAGUCAAAUAUACUGCACUUUACAUCAGCACUUUGCGCUGUGCAGACACCCUGGUGCACACGUUCUUCUUUCUCCAACAGCUCUCUGAAAAACAGGACCCCAAGAAACCAAGACUCCAAAACCCAGAAAGAAGGACAUUUAGAUAAGUGCACUCAUCAAGCCGAAGAUUAAUAAGCUGACCCUAAGGUUGACCUCCCAAGUACUGGUGUAAGAAAGAAAAUCAAAGCAAAACUUUUUCAUAAUGCCAUUAUCAGGAACUCCAGCACCAAACAAGAGGAAAAAGUACACAAAAGUCAUCAUGGAAUUAACCGGUGACGCUACAAGAGAAGGAGAGCAAGAAAGCUCCAGGCUAAACUUGGGGAAGAAGAUCAGUGUCCCCAGGGAUAUUAUGCUGGAGGAGCUUUCUUUACUGAGCAAUAAAGGCUCCAAGAUGUUCAAGCUUCGCCAAAAGAGAGUGGAAAAAUUCAUCUAUGAGAAUAAUCCAGAUGUGUUCAGUGACAACUCCUUGGACCACUUCCAGAAGUUCAUACCAUCUGUUGGAGGACAGCUGGGAGUCGGUGGACAAACAGGUGUUGGUGGAGGUGGCUAUGGAUUAUUACAAGGCAGUGGUCACCUGGUAUCCAGCCUAUCUGUAGGGCAGCACGGAGCUGGAGGUCAACACCCACCUGUUCCUCCACCAAAGCCAGGAAGUAAAGGUGGUGCAGGAGGCCAGCAAGGCACUGGUGGCCCUGGUGGACAAGAUGGCGUCGGAGGUGUUGAUGGUUCCGGAGGCAAAGAUGAUCAGUCAGGACAACCAGGAAGUGGAGGUGGGAAACAGAUCACUGUAUUUAAGACCUACCUUUCCCCAUGGGACAAGGCCUUGGGAGUUAAGCCUCAGGAAACCAAUCUUAGUGUCGAUUUGUUGGAAUACGGUACCAAGGCUGAACUUUGCAAAUACAAAUCAUUUAACAGGUCAGCAAUGCCUUUUGGAGGGUAUGAAAAAGCUUCAAAACUGAUGACCUUCCAGAUGCCUGAAUUUGAUGCUGGACCUGAACCUGAGCCUGUGGGUGUCUUCAACUCAAGUGUUACCGACAGACCGUCCUUCAACAAGACACCAAUCGGAUGGUUGGGAUCUGGUGACACCACAAACUACAACAUUGAACUUAAUAUGUUGCCUGUUGGUGGUGAAACAGAUGAACUCUAAAGUGAUCAACCUUCAAGACAAAAAAAUAAAGUUUGUAGCCUGUAGGUGUAAAAGAAUUUACAAAUGUGACCUGUUCCACUGGCCUUCAAUCACUGAAAUCGUGUGAUACAGUAUCAGCCAGUGGUACAGGUCACAUCAAUGGCAUAUCCUAAUGUGCUUUAUCCAUAAAGCAGGCUUCCCUCUGUAUGUUAAAUGUAAAAACUUAGCUCUUUGCGGUGGUUUUUCUUAAAAUGAAAAGCAAGAAAAAUUUAAGCUGGUUAAUAAAAGAGGAUUGAGAUAAUGUACUAAGAUAGAUAACGGAAUGAAAGCUUAAUGUUUUUGUGCACAGUGGCAAAAGGGACAGUCUGCAAACAUGUAAUCUGUAUUUUCCUCCAAAAAUCCAUGCUUCACACAAAAUAUUUUUCAUUAGUAUAUCUGAAUAAACACAUACAGAUCCUACAGUA